AUGGACGGAGAGGACGACAAACACUCAGUGGACAUCCACGACAAUCCUCCGCAGCCGGACAACUUUGUGAAGGAGGACGGAGGAGACACGGUGUACUUCAUCUACGAGGAGGAGGUGGAGGUGGAGGAGAAGGAUCCGGAGCCGCCUUCGGAGCCCGUUCGAAUGAUCAACGACAAACCGCACAAGUUCAAAGAUCACUACUGCAAGAAACCCAAGUUCUGCGACGUGUGCGCACGCAUGAUAGUGUUGAAUAACAAGUUCGCACUGCGCUGUAAAAACUGUAAAACCAACAUCCACCACAGCUGCCAGAGCUACGUGGAGUUCCAGCACUGCUUUGGCAAGAUCCCUCCAGGGUUUAGACGCGCCUACAGCUCUCCUCUGUACAGCAGCGACAUCCCAGACCCCAAUAACCUGAACAGGAACGACCCGGUGUUCGACACGCUCAGAGUGGGCGUCAUCAUGGCCAACAAGGAACGCAAGAAGGGAGACAACGACAAGAAGAACAUCAUGAUGAUGGAGGAGGAGGAGGAGGAGAACCAGCAACCCAAGGAGAACGAGGAGGGAGGAGACGGAAAACCUGAUGACAAAAAGGACAAAGGCGGAGACAAAGCUGACGAUAAGACAAAGGCGUUCUCUCAGACGCACUACUAUCUGGCUCUGUAUCGCUUCAAGGCCAUCGAGAAGGACGACCUGGACUUUCAUCCUGGAGACCGGAUCACUGUUCUGGACGACUCCAACGAGGAGUGGUGGAGGGGGAAGAUGGGAGAUAAGAGUGGGUAUUUUCCCACUAACUAUCUGAUCAAAGUGAAGGCGUCAGAGCGAGUUUAUAAAGUCACUCGAUCCUUUGUUGGAAACAGAGAAAUGGGUCAAAUCACCCUGAAGAAGGACCAGAUCGUGGUGAAGAAAGGAGACGAGAAAGGCGGGUACCUGAAGGUCAGCACGGGUCGCAAACUGGGGUACUUCCCCGCCGACCUGCUGCAGGAGAUCACUGUCACAUAA
This is a messenger RNA of Knipowitschia caucasica, 999 nucleotides long. NCBI's taxonomy places the organism in Eukaryota, Metazoa, Chordata, Actinopteri, Gobiiformes, Gobiidae. The record is from the annotation of a GenBank genome assembly.